Messenger RNA from Penicillium olsonii, 1248 nucleotides. Lineage: Eukaryota; Fungi; Ascomycota; Eurotiomycetes; Eurotiales; Aspergillaceae. The record is from the annotation of a GenBank genome assembly.
AUGGACCUCGGUAAUUGUUUCGGCUUCUCAUGUCAAGAUCACCGUCUCCUCACAUCUUUCAUCUGCUUCAAUCGACCUAAGUUUUCUCACUGUACAUACCUGCAGCUUUUCUUUCAAAAGCUGGUUCUCAACUUUAUAUUAACAAAUAUGUCACAAGAAACCUUCAAAGGCUGGGUAGCGCACGACUCCAAAAGCCCUCUCGUCUACACAGAGUUCACCCCCAAGACCUGGGCAGAAACCGACAUUGAAAUCCGCGUCUCCCACUGCGGUAUCUGCGGCACAGACAUCCACACCCUACGCUCAGGCUGGGGUCCAACGGACUACCCAUGCGUAGUCGGCCACGAAAUCAUCGGCACCGUCUCGCGCAUCGGAUCAAGCGUCGCCAGCUUGCCACCUCCCUCCAAUAAAUUCAGACUCGGAGACCGCGUCGGCGUCGGCGCGCAGAGCGGCUCAUGCCUUCGCGCAGACUGCGAAGCUUGCGCCGAUGGACAAGAAAGCUAUUGCGCGCGCAUGACCGGGACAUAUAAUGGGCGAUACCUCGAUGCGCAGCGAUCGAAGUCAUAUGGUGGUUUUGCCGAUACGUGGCGCGGACCUGCGCAUUUUGUCUUCCGGAUCCCGGACGCUUUGCCAUCCGCUGAGGCGGCGCCGUUGCUCUGUGGUGGUGUUACUGUUUUCGCACCGCUGCGAAAAUACGGCGUCGGACCUGGCAAGACUGUGGGGAUUAUUGGAAUUGGGGGGCUGGGACAUAUGGGAAUCCUGUUUGCGCGAGCACUUGGAGCUGACCGGGUGGUUGCUAUUUCGCGAUCAUCUGGGAAGAAGAGUGAUGCAGUUGAUGGUCUCGGUGCUGAUGAGUUCAUCGCGACUGGCGAGGAGAAGGGUUGGGCGAAGAAACAUUCGCGAACACUAGAUGUGAUCCUGUGCACUGUGUCCGCUCACGAUAUGCCGUUUGCACAAUAUCUGCGCUUGUUGAAGCGAGAUGGAACUUUUGUGCAGGUUGGGGCGCCGGAGGAUGCCUUGCCGCCGCUCAUGGCUUGGAGUCUGAUUCAGAAAAGUGUGAAGGUUACUGGAUCUAAUAUCGGAUCACCUGCAGAUAUCCGCGAUAUGUUGCGGGUUGCUGCAGAGAAGAGAGUUUUGCCUUGGAUUCAGAGGAGGGAAAUGAAGGAUGUCAAUGCUGCGCUGGGUGAUAUGCAUGAUGGCAAGGCGAGGUAUCGGUAUGUGCUUGAGAAUGGUGUACAGGCCAAGUUGUAA